AUGGACAAACUACUGGCCUCUGUUCAACAGAACGCCGAAGCUUCAUACGGGGAAACGACAGAAGCCACUCUAAGCCUCUGGGAGGACAUGGUGAGCUUGUAUUCACGAUGCAAGCUCACCAAGUCCGAGGACAAGCUUCUCGCUUUUGCUGGUGUCGCCAAAGCCUUCCAAGAGCUUACCGGCGACACGUAUCUAGCUGGGGUUUGGCGGUCGCAGCUGCUCGUACAGUUGAAGUGGACGGUUUUUAAGAACGAGAGGGCGGCCCAAGUUCCCAAGCGAUAUAGGGCGCCUUCAUGGUCAUGGGCAUCUGUGGACAGCCCAGUCCGGCUCUGGUUUACCAAACAAAGUUUACCUCAAUGUGAGAACCAUUUGGUACUGGAGGUCCUAGACGCGGGCGCAACUUCCAACGCCUUUGAGGGAAUGGCCGAUGUGAGUGAUGCUUGGUUAGAAGUACGAGGCACAUGUUUUGAAUGUUCUUACGAGAAGCAAGAGGGUAUGUUUUCUCUGCUUCGGCCCGAUUUCGACAUUGGGGUAGAACUUGAGGCGAUGGUUAUAGUGGAUGCUACGGAAUAUGAGUUUACAGAUGAAAGUCGGACUACUCUUUUGCUUUACAUGGUCGUUUCAUGGGAGGGGUAUUGGUACGUCGCCGAUGCCAUGAUACUGCUCCCCAUUUCAGGCUCGAGAAAUGUGUACAAAAGGAUAGGUUGGGCACAUUUUCGGCCUCGGGAUGCAAAGAAGAGCCCCGCGGACCAAAUGUUGUCUCCCAGAAUCGAGAAGGCCGAGCUUCUCAUUGUGUAA
This is a messenger RNA of Colletotrichum gloeosporioides, 798 nucleotides long. RefSeq lists its product as uncharacterized. The transcript has a single exon. The record is from RefSeq and is a predicted model, not a curated record. NCBI's taxonomy places the organism in Eukaryota, Fungi, Ascomycota, Sordariomycetes, Glomerellales, Glomerellaceae. Bases 1 to 798 code for a protein of 265 amino acids.